GCGCCCGCGGGGUUCGGCGACGCUGAGGGCGUCAGACACCCUGCCGUGCGGGAGCCUUAGGGCCUCCGCGGAGAUGAUGGCGAAGGAAGAAGGUGACGGCCCUGGAGCCCAGAGCGAACCGCAUACAGAUGUUCGCCAAAGAAAAAAGCCAAAGUCUUCAGAAAGUCAGGAAUCUGCCAAAGAAGAAAAAAUCAAUGACACUAGGACUCCUGAAAGAGCUCCAAAACAUCUAUUAUUUCAGCGCUUUGCAAAGAUUUUCAUUGGCUGUCUUGCAGCAGUUACUAGUGGCAUGAUGUAUGCUCUCUACCUAUCAGCGUACCAUGAACGUAAGUUCUGGUUUUCCAACAGGCAGGAACUUGAACGGGAAAUCACAUUUCAGGGUGACAGUGGUAUUUAUUACUCCUAUUAUAAAGAUAUGUUAAAGGCACCUUCAUUUGAAAGAGGUGUUUAUGAAUUGACACACAAUAACAAAACUGUAUCUCUGAAGACUAUAAAUGCAGUACAGCAAAUGUCUCUAUACCCAGAACUUAUUGCCAGUGUUUUAUAUCACGCAACUGGUAGCAAUGAGAUUACUGAACCAGAGUAUUUCUAUAUUGGCAUUGUUUUUGGAUUACAAGGAAUAUAUGUUACUGCUUUAUUUGUUACAAGUUGGCUGAUGAGUGGAACAUGGCUAGCAGGAAUACUCACUGUUGCAUGGUUCAUUAUUAACAGGGUAGAUACAACAAGAAUUGAACACUCCAUUCCUUUAAGAGAAAACUGGGCACUACCGUAUUUUGCAUGCCAAGUUGCUGCACUUACAGGCUAUUUAAAAAGUAACUUAAACACUUACGCAGAGAGGUUUUGCUACUUGUUAAUGAGUGCUUCAACUUACACCUUUAUGGUGAUGUGGGAGUACAGCCACUAUCUCUUGUUUCUUCAAGCAAUAUCUCUAUUCCUGCUAGAUAUCUUUUCAGUGGAACAAAGUGAUAAGGUUCAUGAAGUAUAUAAAAUCUAUGUGUUUUCCCUCUUUCUGGGAUAUAUACUGCAGUUUGAGAAUCCAGCUUUACUGGUUUCUCCUUUAUUAAGUUUAGUAGCAGCCUUAAUGCUCACUAAGUGCCUUCAGCUGAAUGUGAAGAAAGGAACUUUUGUAGCUAAAAUAAUUAAAGUAAUUAAUUUUUAUUUAGUGUGUACUCUGACAGUGACAUUGAAUGUUUUAAUGAAGAUGUUUGUCCCACACAAAGAAAAUGGGCACAUGCUGAAAUUCCUUGAAGUAAAAUUUGGACUAAAUAUGACUAAGAAUUUUACAAUGAAUUGGCUUCUCUGUCAAGAAUCCCUUCAGGCACCAUCUGAAGAUUUUUUUUUACGAUUGACACGAUCUUCUCUAUUACCAUUCUAUAUUUUAGUGUUAAUUAUUUGUCUUCUUUCUGUGAUACAAGUUAUUUUUAGGAGGAUUAAUGGUAAGUCCCUGAAAGAAAGUGUUACUCUUGAAGAUGGACAAAUUGGAGAAAAGCCAGAAAUAAUUUAUCAUGUAAUUCACACUAUCUUACUCGGUUCUCUUGCAAUGGUUAUAGAAGGCUUGAAAUACAUUUGGACUCCUUAUGUAUGCAUGUUAGCAGCAUUUGGUGUCUGUUCACCUGAUCUUUGGAUGACACUUUUCAAGUGGCUUCGAGUAAGAACUGUACAUCCAGUAUUAUUGGCAAUUUUUCUGAGCAUGGCUGUGCCCACCAUAAUUGGUCUGAGUUUAUGGAAAGAGUUUUUUCCCAGAUUAAUGACAGAAUUAUCGGAACUACAGGAGUUCUAUGACCCAGACACAGUGGAACUUAUGACCUGGAUAAAAAGGCAAGCUCCAGUUGCAGCUGUGUUUGCAGGGAGUCCACAGUUAAUGGGUGCGAUUAAAUUGUGCACUGGCUGGAUGGUGACCAGCUUGCCUCUUUACAACGAUGAUGAUCUUCUCAAGAGAAAUGAAAAUAUUUAUCAAAUCUAUUCAAAGCGAUCUGCUGAGGAUAUUUAUAAAAUACUGACAUCCUACAAAGCUAACUACCUAAUUGUAGAGGAUGCUAUCUGCAAUGAGGUGGGAACCACGAGUGGCUGUAGGGUCAAAGAUUUAUUAGAUGUUGCAAAUGGCCAUGUGGUUUGUGAAGAAGGUGAAAAGUUAACCUACUCAAAAUAUGGACGAUUUUGUCAUGAGGUCAAAAUUAACUAUUCUCCAUAUGUGAAUUACUUCACCAGAGUAUACUGGAACAGGUCCUACUUUGUAUAUAAAAUCAACACUGUGAUAUCCUUCCAGUCUUGAAAAGAAACAGCCUUCAUUUCAAAGACUUAAGCUACUUGAAGUAAAAUGCGAUUUUCUUCUACCUGCGCUGUGUCUGUUGCAGAUCAGAGUGUGGACAUUAGAAAUGCUGCUGCUCCUUUUCCCCUCCUGCUGUUAACUGGGUCCAGGGUUUUGAGGAAAAUAGAAGAUCAAGCAUUACCUUUCUUUAGUAAAAUCUCAAAUCCACCACUCUGCAGUAUUCCAGACGGACAUCUUCCUUACUAUCACAUGGUCUUCAAAGAUUUUCCCUAUUGCAGUGUUUCCCCAUAAAUCUUCAUGCUAUUAUAACAUUGACCUUGAAUUUGAAUAUGUUCAAGGUCAUAGCAUAAUAUUUCUCGAGCAUAAUAUUUAAUAAAUAUUUAAUGUGAUAUGAUUAUGUAACAGAAGGAAAGAUUACUCUUCAAGUUAGUUUCUGAA
This is a messenger RNA of Castor canadensis (American beaver), 2707 nucleotides long. It is a transcript of the gene Dpy19l4, whose product is annotated as dpy-19 like 4. The record is from RefSeq and is a predicted model, not a curated record. Gene Ontology annotation, molecular function: mannosyltransferase activity. NCBI's taxonomy places the organism in Eukaryota, Metazoa, Chordata, Mammalia, Rodentia, Castoridae. Gene Ontology annotation, cellular component: nuclear inner membrane.